Alternaria alternata is the source of this 1152-nucleotide messenger RNA. Its product is annotated as P-loop containing nucleoside triphosphate hydrolase protein. Gene Ontology annotation, biological process: double-strand break repair via homologous recombination. The coding region runs from base 1 to 1152 and encodes 383 amino acids. NCBI's taxonomy places the organism in Eukaryota, Fungi, Ascomycota, Dothideomycetes, Pleosporales, Pleosporaceae. The transcript has a single exon. Gene Ontology annotation, cellular component: nucleus; cytoplasm; chromosome. Gene Ontology annotation, molecular function: nucleic acid binding; four-way junction helicase activity; 3'-5' DNA helicase activity. The record is from RefSeq and is a predicted model, not a curated record.
AUGGGCAUUGUUUUACACCUUAGCUACCGCUCAGUGCAGGUGUUUCGUGAUCUAAGCAGUAAGUGGCACCGCUUCCUCCAGUUGUCAAGCACGCUACCUAACCCGCUUACGCCAGUAAGCAUAGCCAAAGCUGCUGGUAUCUCACGCCAAAAUCAAGGCCCGCCUGCAAAAUCUUUGCCAGCACAGCCCGCGCAGGACCAAGCAGAGCCUGCGAUAGUUACUAAUUCAGAAAUUCAAAUUCUGGUUCAAAAGGUGGUUCAAAAAGAGGGACUAAUUACCUUCAAGUCACUGGAGCAGGAAAUUGCCCUGCGCGCUAUCCUGGCUGGAGAGACACCGCUUGUUGUUGUUCUUCCAACAGGUGGCGGGAAGAGUCUUCUCUUUAUGGCGCCUGCGUGCCUCUCGGACCUAGGGGUUACUAUUGUUGUUGUCCCAUUCCGUGAGCUGCUGAAAAACCUGAAAACGCGGUUAGCUGAGGCGAAAAUUCCAGCUACAGAAUGGAUACCUGGACUUUCAGCUAACGGCCUGGCCCCAAUAAUUUUGGUUAGCGCAGACGCUGCUGGGAGCUUUGAGUUUCUUACCUUUGCUACCCUGUUAAUGCAAGGCGGCUGGCUUAGGCGCAUUGUUGUUGAUGAAUGUCACUUGACAUAUACCAGCUCUGACUGGCGCCCAAAAUUAGCCCACCUCGCCCGGCUGCGUGCUAUUAAGGCCCAAUUCAUCUUACUUACCGCUACGCAACCACCUCUACUUGAGUAUGAAUUAGGUGCAGCUAUGGCACUUCGCAGCCCACGAUAUAUUCGCGCCCCUACUCUGCGCCCAAAUAUCCGGUACCUGGUCCAGCGAUGCCAGCCAGGAGGGCUACUCAAGGCAGCCCAGGGAAUCGCUACACGUUGGUUAGCUGGGCUGGCUGGCAAACAGAAGGCAGUUAUUUACGGCAAGUACAAAGAUACCUGUGAAAAGCUGGCCCAACAAUUGAAGUGCAAUUACUACCACGCUGGCCUGGACGCUGAUGACCGUUCAGGGGUUCUGAAAGCCUGGCUCCAACGCGGUGGGCUUAUAACAGCCACGUCAUCUCUUGGUACAGGUGUUGAUUAUCCUGAGAUUGUCAGAGUACUUCACGUGGAUACGCCUUAUGGCGCGAUGGAUUUCGCCUAA